Molecule: messenger RNA, 1731 nt
Organism: Ambispora leptoticha
Lineage: Eukaryota; Fungi; Glomeromycota; Glomeromycetes; Archaeosporales; Ambisporaceae
Source: the annotation of a GenBank genome assembly
AUGGACUCAAACUAUUAUUUGCCACUGAACAUGUAUCCGGUGCAAAUAGCCACCGCUACUACCCCCAACGAAAACAGAUUUGAGCCGGAAACGCCACCAAAAGACCUACACGAGAUUACGCUUGAGGAAUUAUUAAACCCUUCUUCAAAGGCAGAGCAUAUAUUUUCAAAAUUGACUCAAGAGCAGCUAACUGCGAUUGAGAACAAUUUGAACAGAGUUAAGAAGAAAAAAAUGAGUUCUCUAAAACUUCCUAUUAAAGGAUUUUGCACUGAUAAAAAAUUGCGCAAAUCCAGAACAAUUGGUGGUCGUAAAAGAAAUAUUAUCCCUUCUAAAAUGAUCGAAUCUGAAAACAAUGAUAAUAACAUGAUAGAUCCUAUGCAACAACCAGAUGCUUUUCUUGAGAACAUCUCUUCUGAAUAUAAUUUUAAUUUCGAUGCAAUGCAAGAGCAACAACCAUUGCCAAUACAUCAUAUCACAAAUACACCACUAUUGCAGGGGAUGAAUGGUUAUAUCGCGGAUCAACAACAAAAUAUGAAUCAACUUGAUGAUAAUGAUUUUACCGUGGAGCAACAACAAACUACUGAUAAACUAUAUUCGCUUGGGUUUCAACAAAAAGAACAUCAACCAGAAGAUCCAGUCUAUCCACGUGCAUUUUGUGCACCCGAACAUUACAAAGGCAAUCGAUGGGUAUAUGAAACUCAAUGCAAUUAUCUAGGGUGGAUGCUUGCGUACCUUAAUCCGGAAGAAAUGAAUGGAAAACGUGGACUUAUUCAAAGGGCUGUGGAUACUUUUCGUAAUUUACAACCAGGAUCUAAAUCAAGACGUGUAGCUCGACAAGAAAAAGUAUUGAAUGGUACACUGCGAAAACGUAAAUCUUCCCGUCCAGAAAAUGAGUCACGACCUACAAAACGUAAAUAUACCAAUAAUCAGAAACCAAAAACCUUAAUUGUGGAUAAUGUGGUUAAAGGAGUAAAAUGUAGAAUCAAGAUCAACAUAGAAGAUGUAAAUCUAAAUGAUAUCGAUAUCAUGUUCAAGAAAAAUAAUUGUGUGUUCCCAAGAGCAUUCUGUGAUCAAGAACAUUACGUAGGUCGUCGUUAUUAUGAAGAAGUUGCUUGUAAUGAAUUGGCGUGGAAAUUGGCUUGGCUGAAUCCUCGUCAUUUGGCCAAUAAGAAAUGCCUUCUUCAACGAGCUGUAGAUAUCUACCGAACAAAAUUUACCGAGAAUCUUAAGCCUCGUGGUGGCAGAUAUAACGAUAUUCCCUCUGACGCAAAUUAUGAAGAUUUCGAUAAUAGUCCAUCUGAUGCAAAUUAUGAAGAUUUCGAGAAUAAUCCCUCUAACGCAAAUUAUCAAACGCGACUUCCCUUUCUUUCAAUUUCUGACAACUCUCUUUUUACUUCAUCCGGAAACAAUUUAAUACCGGCUACGCCAUGCUCUCUUGACAGUUCUUGUGAAACACCAAUUUCUUGCAGUGAUAUUUCCACGCCAAUCACGUUAAAUGAGUCUCUUCUCGAUUCAAAAGUUUACGUUGCAAAUCAACAACUACCAUGUUUCGAGAGACUCCUCCUUGAUCCGAACGCACUGCAGCAGGAUAUGGAACAACAACAAAAACAAGAUGUUAAUAAUAAUGGCGAUGAAUUUAAUAAUAAUCUGUUAGCAGAUAGUUCCCUUGUGGAUCUGAUUAAUAGUGAAAUUGACGGAAAUAUGCCUUUCUGGCAAGAACUUUUUGUAUGA